AUGCCCUUCCACAAAUCAUCUAUGAAUAUUAGACUGAAGGACAAGCACAUCCUCACUGCCUACUGCCGACGACCGACCGGGGACGCAUUAUACUCCGAACUAGAUCUCAAUCCUUUCUUAGGGGCUAAGAAAGGAAAACUUACAUGGAGCUGUGAGAAUUUCUCCGAUUCUGCCACUGAUGUCGCUCUUCGAAUGGAUGGCCCAGACAAUGAGCCCAUUUUACAAGCGCGGCUUGACGAUGGGGAGGGAAACAUCUGCAGUGACGAGUUGAACUUAAGUUCAUGCAUCAAGAAUGAAGAUGGACAUUUGCGGUAUAUGCAAUGUUUCUAG
Messenger RNA from Penicillium canescens, 330 nucleotides. Its product is annotated as CVNH domain-containing protein. The coding region runs from base 1 to 330 and encodes 109 amino acids. Lineage: Eukaryota; Fungi; Ascomycota; Eurotiomycetes; Eurotiales; Aspergillaceae. The record is from RefSeq and is a predicted model, not a curated record. The transcript has 2 exons.